Nematostella vectensis (starlet sea anemone) is the source of this 5843-nucleotide messenger RNA. RefSeq names its product RNA-binding motif, single-stranded-interacting protein 1. Gene Ontology annotation, cellular component: ribonucleoprotein complex; nucleus; cytosol. Gene Ontology annotation, molecular function: mRNA 3'-UTR binding; poly(U) RNA binding; poly(A) binding. The transcript is spliced from 18 exons. The record is from RefSeq and is a predicted model, not a curated record. The coding region runs from base 368 to 2056 and encodes 562 amino acids. NCBI's taxonomy places the organism in Eukaryota, Metazoa, Cnidaria, Anthozoa, Actiniaria, Edwardsiidae.
CUGGGUUAUUUUCUUUUUUAUGGCAAGAAGACAUUUCUGCAAUUCUCGGUUUCUCGAUUGGCAAUCUGGUUCGGGGUCAAAGUAUGUUAAGGCAUGGCGUGAAAUGUCAACUAUUGGCGAUUCUGAAGCGCUAUAGUCGUUUCGGCCCGUGUGGUUAAGUCCGAGACUUAUGUUACUACCGUUGCACCCAAACGUAUGUGGAGAGCUAGUGAUCAACAGAUCGCAGCGCCUAAAAGUGUUGGCCCUUUUUGGGUGAAUAUGGAGGAGAAAACGAUGCGUACCGAUAUUGAUUUCAGGGCUCGUGUUCGUGGUAUGAAGAACACGCAAUCUUCCCGUGACGGUCACUAAAGCGGCGAGAAACCGUAGAAUGAACGAAUCGUUUAGUCCUUCUCACUCCACUAUGACAACAGAUGGAUCUGCUGCGGGAACCAAGCCUGUGGAGAGGGGUACUGGAGGAAAUAGUAAGACCGAAGAAGACCCUAGCUCUAGUACUAAUCGAGGAAAUUCUACUCCAGAUGGCGGUAGUAACGCUGUAGAUACGCCAACUGAAGCCUCUGGCGACAAAAUGAGAAAUGGCCAAGAGGAUAAAAAGCACUCCCAAGCAAAAACACAGCAAAGCAAGAAAAAAACUCCCAGUAUAUCUCCAAGACAGAAGUCACCUGGACCAGGUGCUCGAUCAGGCAGAUCUGGUCCCCAAAGUCCUGCUAGUGUAUGGCCCACUGCAUCCUACCCUGCCCAGCCUUGGCAAUUUGGGUUCCGGGCCGCACCACAUUUUCACGCCCCAGCAGCAAUGUACCCCGGGUUUCAUCAGCCAGCAGCAUAUAGCGUAACUUCUUCACAGUCUCCUGGUUUGAGCUCUGGUAGAAGUUCAAGUGACAGAAUGGAUAGUCUCCCAGAUACCGGGGAGGAGAAACUAAGCAAGACUAAUUUGUACAUACGAGGACUUAAGGCUAAUACAACAGAUGAUGACUUAGUCAGGCUAUGCCACAAGUAUGGUACCAUAAUCUCAACUAAAGCAAUUCUUGACAAGGACACUAAUUUAUGCAAAGGGUAUGGCUUUGUUGAUUUUGAAAGCCCCAUCUCUGCACAGAAAGCAGUGGCAGCUUUGGUGAAUAAGGGAAUUCAGGCCCAGAUGGCAAAGCAACAAGAACAAGACCCCACAAAUUUGUACAUACAGAAUCUGCCUCAAAACUGUGAUGAGGCGAUGUUGGAAAAUAUGUUUAGUAAAUAUGGUAAAGUUAUAUCGACAAGAAUUCUACGAGAUAAAGAUACUAACAGCAAAGGUGUAGGGUUUGCAAGAAUGGAAAGUGCUGAAAAAUGUGAACAAGUCAUCAAGGACUUUAAUAAGAAAAUGCUCCCAGGUUGUAUUCAAGAACUGGUUGUGAAGUUCGCAGACGGUGGGCCUAAAAAGCGCCAGGGGCAAGAUCCCAUUUGGCCGCGCAGUCCUCAGGAUGGAGCAGUUCACUUGGCAGGAUAUGGUGACCCACUAGUUUUACAAAAUGGGUCGUCGGUUGGGAGUAAUACUAGGACAAUCUCGAGUCACGGUGCCGUAAUCCCAAGUCAGGCCGCCUAUGUGCAGGGUGUUCCCAUGACAGGAUACCAGCUUCAAGCUGGUGGGGGGUGGGUGGCGCCCCAGCAUUACCUUCAAAUGCAGACCCAGAUCCCACACGGUCAACUCACAGCCGUCAACCAGGGGGGUUCCCUGGAGCAGCACGCCCUCCACCAGGGUGGCAUCCCGGCUCAGCUGGCGAACCAGUUGAGUCAGAUUCAGCUGUCAGGGUCCCCCCAGUAUGUGACCAGCCCUGUUCAUGGCUCAUUCCCACAAAGCUCGUGGCAGGUUCUCCACCACUCGGCUCAACGCCACCCGCAAGGCUACAUCACAAUGGAGGAACCAGGCAUCAUGGGAAGCGAGGAUCCAAGACCUUCCAUGUCGCCUCAGACCACAGGAGUCCCAAUGUCAGAAAUGGAAGAACAGCGGAUUGCGGGCUAUCCUCACGCAGCCUUCCAACAACGCGCAUGGCAACUUGACCCGGGGCUAAGGCAAAUGCCCAAAUAAUAGGUUAGGUAACUAGAGGAACUGAAUGCUUUUACUUUUGACACCCACGGUAUUUCUUCUACACUGCUACAGUGUCGCCUCCUUAUAACUCUGGCUUUACCCACAACGGCUAGCCUAGAGAUGUUAGCGCGCGUAGGUGAUUCAGAGUGUUAGUUUUGUGCGUAUUGUGAUCGUUCAUAGUGGCAACGAAGGAGUGUUUUUAGGUUUUAUAGCUGGAUGCUAUAGAUUCAUGCAUCAGAAAGCGCUCCUCGUCUUUAUUUCUUUGAAUUUUUGGAAUUCGAAAUAUGAGAACAUGAAAAGGGCCAGCUGGAUUUCCAUUUGGACAUGAAUCGAAAAGACUUAAAGAUUGGUAAUCUCAGGCACCCCUUGUUUAAAUUCCUUGAAACAGUCCAAGCGAAUUCUACAACUUCAUUUCUUAGCAAACACAACUCCCGAUCACCUAUAUCAACUUAGAAUGAAUUGAUUUAGCAUUUAAAAAAUAGUAUUUGUUCAUCUCAUUUCAUUUCCCUUUGUCGAGACUUAAAGGAUUUGAUAUUAGAUCAGGUCCGUUUAUUGUGAUGGACGGAGAAUCAAUGUUAGAGUUGAGAAUCUUUAGAAAAUCGAAAUCAAGUCGUUAGGACUUCAAGCAACGCCAAUUACAGUCAUCCUAAUUGACCCAAUCCCUAAGCCGUGCUAUUAGCGAAGCUCGGACUGACUGACAUAAAAACAGUUUUUACAACCAAUGAAUUUUUCUUUUUGUGAUCUUUUUGAUUAGUAUGCAGUACUUAUUUUGAAAUAUGAUUUUCCUGAUAAUUUUCGAUGUAAGAGAGCAACCAUUAACCCGAUAAUAUACUCGCCUACUGAUAGCCAAAAGUAUAUUAUUUAAGUACAUUUUCUACGAUCUAUUUUAUUACAGAGCUCUAUUUGUGCAAGAUCGGUCGUGCCUUGCUCUAUUUUCUGCGAUAUUGCCUACUUGACACUCACUGGAAUUCUUUGGACUUAAUCGCACCCUUGGUGCAAGAGGCAAGUCGCCUCAUGGCUCCUGAUAAUAUCUCGAGUGGAACGGGUGUUGCUGCUCGAAGUUUGUUCGUCAACCUUCGAGUGGUGCUGGGUGUUCGUUCGUCAACCUUAGCACAAAACCACCCAUCUGGAAUUCCACUUAGUGCCCUAGGCUAAAUACAAAGUUUCUGUUUUAUAAGCAAAUUCACAUAAUAUUACGCAAUCUAAAGAGAUGAUAUUGCAGAUUUUCUUAUGAAAGGUCAUGGUACAGCGUUAUUUUUUGAUAGCAUAGCCAUCCAGCUCAACGUUUUUGUAUAUUAGGUUGCAUCUAUGUUAGCUGACAUAGUACCAGCAGACCUCUUUCUCGGAGCUUUAAAAUCACAGAUGUCUGAAUCUAUAUUUAUGGUACUCUCUAUAUUAUUGAUUCAAGGGCGGGUCUCUUGUGCAAUUAGCCUCUCUGCUGGCGGAGGGCGUUGUAUAAUGCUGUAAUCAUGUAUAUACUUCUUAACUCUCUUUUGCCCGGCUGCGCUGUGACUUUGUUGUAUAUAUAAUCUGACGACGUCUGAGAAGGCGCAUACUUAGCGGACACGUUUUGCUUUUGUUUGUAUGCUCGGAAAGGUGCUUUAGGUAUCAAAAGCGCAAUUUCGUUUUUUUUUUUGUUUUUGUUUUUUUACAGGAUUUCAAUACCUCUUACUAUACUAAAAAGUCUGUCUUAUUCUUAUUUUUAUUUUUUUAUCGUGAUUACUUUACACUCUUAACGUGUUUCUAGACAUACUUUCUGACGCCCGAUGUCGAUACUAAUCUCGCGGGGACUAUAGGACGCAAGCGCAACGCAAAGUUUUUUUAAAGUAUCUCCGAAAGCAAGCGAGCGGGAUUAUGCAACCGUAGGGGUAAACCAACCUCAGCUGUUCCGGUUUCAAACAUCCCACAUUCAAAUCAUUUCUGUUUUCCCAUAAUUAUUUUUCUAUAUACAACUGUUUUCGAACUAAACCAGCGCGGCUAACGACUGAAACCAGGCUCUUCAAAACUUAAACCUUUCACUUGUUAUUUUAUGUAUAAAAAAACUAUGUAGUUGAACCUAGCCGCGAGUCCAAAUAGAAAUGUGCUGUGGACGACGCAGUCUUUGUGAUUUAUAAAGUUUUUAGAUAGGCAUUGUUUUAAGCCGCCCUAUUUCUGAUAGCCAAGGGAACGGGAAGGGAACGGAGACGUCAGACACUUGUGUGCGCGUAAAAUCGGCGUUAAGUAGACAAGUGGAAAAGGAAGAAAACGAUUCUGUUCUUCCUUCUCCUAUUUCUUCGCUAGUGGAUAACCGGCUCCAAGGAGACGUUGAAGCGGUUAUUUUAGGAUAUUUCAAGGGCAUAGUUUUAAUAAAUCCACUUCCCGCUUCUGAUAGUCGCUUUUAGUGCUAGAUGCCUUUCUGUUAUUAGGGGGUCACCCAAAGGUUACGUAAUACCUUAGCUGCCAUGCAGCUUGAGUACUGGGACCGAGUCUCGUUAAAACAAUGAAGAAUCCUUAGGGGAUAACGCCGGUAGGGUUUACCGUAGGGCACGCGUAUCCGCGCGUUCGGUGAUGUUUUAGCAAACAGCUUCAGUAUUGUUACAACGCGACCCUGCCUUGCUUAAAUGUUUUCACUCUCGUUUCUUAAAUACACAGACGAAAAGAUAAUAGUUUUGAAAAAUGUAAUUUGUGACCCUUAGCAAUCGCUCUCCUUUGUGGUUAUUGGGGGAAAAGUUUCGAACAUUGGGAAUCUUUUGCGCGAAUAGGGACGAGGUGUAAUGUAUCAGCUUACUUAGUAUACUCGGCCCCAGUGAGCCUCGGACUUUCGCGCGUUUGAGGAAAAAAUAUAUAUCCCAAUAACCGUAAAUGAGAGCGGGCUAGAUAGCUGCAUUAGUAAAGUCCUUGAUAGAUGAUCAUAACAGGGUCGCUCUAUCAGAGUGUUACCCGCAGAUUGGGCAUUCUCGGAGACCUAGCGUACUUUGCUGUCGCUCUCCGGGAUUUGCGGCUGAAAAUAGGAAGCGCUGGUCCCUCCAGCUUCUUAGUUGGGUGUUUUUGAGGGGGUUGAUUGCACUUUUCAUUCUACCAUCCAAAGCGCAUCUCACGGUUUAGAUGGUAGGGUUUCCCACAAACUUUCCCUUUUACCAAGUACGCCUCGCAUAGUCUCUGCACAUGACAAGAGCUUUACUUAUGAGUAACUCACUGUUUGUCAGCGUUGCUAAAUAUGUUUACCAUCAUAAGUGGUUGGUAAAAAGGCUUGGAUUGUUAGUAGCCUUACAGCCCAAUUCGUUGUUGCGCGACCUCGGCGAAUCCAAAAUUUAUAUCUCGUUUAGGAAUAGCGCGUAGUCAGACACAAGCUCCCAAACGAAGAAAGGAAUUUUGCAUUCUGGCAGGUCGUGCAACAACGAAUUUGGCUAUAAUAUCGGCAGUAGGCUUCCCCUUGCCCACAUCAGUAGGCGUUACCAGCCCUAGUUCAAUAGUUGGAUUUCAGAGUAGGGACAAGGGCGUUGCCCUUGCACAUACCCCAUUGCUGUCUUUGGGACCUAAACGCAAACCACGCCUUCUGUGCCACGCCCUUCGCGGCCUCGUUAUUGAUUUGAUUAGGAUUCAACAGGUUUAACUUUAUUUCCAGUAGUGGGAAGUGUUAAACUAUGUGGGUUUUUACGCGAUUCGAUAAAAUAAUCAUUGAUUUGGCGCGAAAUUCGUGCCUGCUUAUUGGGUCAAAACCGUUAAUGUCAAAUCAUUGCUUGUUUUAUCAAGAGCCGUUAUGUUAAAUGAAAUUAGAUAAUUAAAAAUAAAUGUGAUUUUUUCCUUC